UACUCGAUCGUUCUUCUUCUUUGAGCUAGAACGCUCUUUAUCUGGGAUCCUCCAGUGGAGGAAAGUUGAUCGUUCCAUACGCAUUGUAAUGACUAGAAGGAAUGUAAGUGGAAAUGCCAACGCCAGUGGCUCCAAAUCUUUAGGGCUCAAUAGCGAUGGACCGCCCUCAUCCUUGGCGCCGCUCCACAAGCUCUUCUUCUUUGCCGAUCGAUGCGACCACUUGCUCAUGGCGCUGGGAUCGCUCGGCGCCAUCGCGCACGGCCUGGCGCUGCCGAUUUUCUUCUUCUCCUUCGGACGAUUGGCUCAUGUUCUUGGAUCGGACAAGGAUCUUCGGCACAUGUAUCACAGCGUGUCCAAGGUGGCAUUGGAUUUCUUGUAUCUGGGAUUGAUCCUCUUUGGCGCGUCUUGGCUAGAGGUUGCGUGCUGGAUCCAGACCGGAGAGCGGCAAUGCAGGAAGAUCAGGAUCAGCUACUUGGAGGCAAUCCUGCGGCACGAUAUCUCGUUCUUCGAUCGCGACGACGCGAGGACUGGGGAGCUCGUUAGCAGCAUUUCCUCCAACACUUUGCUCAUCCAGCAGGCUAUAAGCGAGAAAAUGGGAGUCCUCAUCCAUCACGUUUCCACGUUUUUUGGAGGCAUCGCAUUGGGAUUUGCAACUGUGUGGCAGCUCGGACUUUUGACGCUGGCAACCGUACCGGUGGUCAUUCUAGCUGGAGGUCUCUACGCUCAUGUCAUCACUGGCGUUUCAUCGAAGACCCAGAAGGAAUACGACAAAGCGGGAAACAUCGUUGAAGGAGCAAUUUCUCAAAUUCGGACAGUCUAUUCGUUUGCCAGAUGCUCGUGUUCUUCACGACCUGAGCCUCAGGAUACCGCCUGGAAAUCGAUAGCCAUUGUUGGCCCCAGUGGUUCUGGGAAGAGCACGAUUAUAUCUCUCAUUGAAAGGUUUUACGACCCAACUUCAGGAGAAAUUCUCUUGGAUGGUUACAACACCAAAUCUCUACAAUUAAAAUGGCUCCUGUCACAGAUUGGUCUCGUUAACCAAGAACCAGCUUUGUUCGCUACCACCAUCGCGCAAAACGUACUUUACGGCAAAGAUGAUGCGAACAUGGAGGAGAUAAAGCUGGCUGCCAGGACUUCAAAUGCGCACGAUUUUAUAAAUCAGCUUCCUCAAGACUACGAAACACAGGUUGGUUCAAGAGGCGUACAACUUUCUGGAGGCCAAAAGCAGAGGAUAGCCAUAGCUAGAGCAUUGGUCAGAAAUCCAGCGAUACUGUUGUUGGAUGAGGCAACCAGUGCUUUAGAUGCUGAGUCCGAGAAUGUGGUACAAAACGCACUCACAAAAUCAUGGUGGCAAGAACGACAGUUAUUAUAGCACACAGGUUGUGUACUG
Messenger RNA from Selaginella moellendorffii, 1387 nucleotides. RefSeq names its product ABC transporter B family member 10-like. Gene Ontology annotation, cellular component: membrane. Gene Ontology annotation, biological process: transmembrane transport. Gene Ontology annotation, molecular function: ABC-type transporter activity; ATP binding; ATP hydrolysis activity. The transcript has 8 exons. The coding region runs from base 89 to 1369 and encodes 426 amino acids. The record is from RefSeq and is a predicted model, not a curated record. Lineage: Eukaryota; Viridiplantae; Streptophyta; Lycopodiopsida; Selaginellales; Selaginellaceae.